GACGUCUCGCAGAUAGAGCUGGGCAUAUUACUACUCUCGUUUCGGACUAGUACAACGUUGAGUAGAUCACAAGGAUGGGGUACUCGUCCGACAACUCGAGGACAAUUGUCCUGUGUGGAAUUCUCCUAGCCCUGACGACAAGCCUGAUUGCCGUGAUCAUUGGUUCGGUCAGUCUAGCCAAGUCGAGUCAUAGUAUUGCGCAGAUUAACGCUCUCACAGAGCCAUGGUAUAGGGCUAACCAAGAAAAGGUAUGGACGAUCGCAAUUGGAGAUUUUGGUGUAAACUUGGAGUAUUUGGACGAGGUGUCUUAUCAGAUCAAAGGAUACAAUGUGGACGUGGUCGAGGCAGUUUGUAAGCUGGCCAAUAAGACCUGCGUUCUCAUGCGGGAUGUCAACCAGCGGUGUUGGGAUUCGGAGCCGGGCCAGCAGGCACGGGGAGGCGAGGGACUGAUGUCCGGUUGGUACGACGCAUGCACAGGUUGGGUUAAGACCUACCCACGAAGCUUAACUUUUGACUUCACUCGUGCCUUUGUGAAACGAAAGGAUGUCGCCAUCUACGCUCUCAAUACAUCGACCGUCGACUACCGUGAUCUGACGGGGCUCAACGUCGGGUUCAUUGACGGCUGGGCAUCGGAUGAACACUGCCUAGCCAGAUAUGUUUCCAAUGGUAUUACGGGUGCUAGUCUUCCAUCAGACCGUAUUCAUCAUUUAUCUAGCGGGAUGGAGCUUAUUCAAGCGUUACGGAGUGGGCAGAUUGAUGUAGCCUUUGCUAUCAAGCUGCCUCAGCUCGAAGCCGGAUUCCGGCGCCUCACUCCGACCGAUUUUGCGAAUAACUGCUAUUUGGACGGAGCCGGCAUGAUGACCCGGAAGGAAAAUACACAGUUUGUGACCUGGUGGAAUGACGCGUUUGGACGUCUCGUUGGAACACCCACCUACGAUGAUAUAUGCACGAGACUCAAGACUGUUCAUGGACACAAGCCAGGAUCUGGAGCCAAAGAUGUGUGUAUCGGCUACUAGCGUAACAUUCGUCGGUCUUGCCUGCUUUUAUCAAGAGACUUUGUAUUGUAUUCUAGAAUUACAGUCUAAAUUUGAGGUCUCAGUUUUACAAAGAGUUGCGAUAGUUCUAGAUUGAUCGUAAGUUUUAUAAUCAAUCGCAAACUUACAAACAUCUAUCUCCUUAAUCUGUUAGAGAUUUGCGAAUGAUUUCAAGUAGCGAUCAAUUUGAAUAAAUCGCAACUCUUUUUAAGACCGGGGGCCCAUAUAUGUCUUGUAUUUUCUAGUGUGCCUUGUAUAUUCUGUAGCAAUUGGUCACUAAUAAUUAUUAUCUGCUCAUUAUUAUCUUGAUUUGAUCUUCCCGAUGUAUUCAAAAUCCGUGGCCAAAAUGUUUGUAUAUAUUUUGGAAGUGUAAUUAUUGAUUAAGUCAUCUAAGUCAUAAUUCUCUCUAUAAAUUCUCAGUGCCACUUGAAAAUCAAUCUAUAACAAUAAUAAUCCAGAAAUUGAACUGAUCGUUAAGGUCAUGAUCGCGAUUGUGUUGAUGAGAAUCUCUCUAAUACCGUUUUACUCAGUGGAGAGAUAGAGAAAGAGAGGGAGAGAAAUAGAAAAGAAAUAGAAAGUAAGAGAAAAUAAUGUGGGAGGGAAGCGUCAAAGUUUCAAAAAAAGAUAAUAGACCCUUUUCACCCUAUGUAUUCAUGCUCUUUCACAUUUAAUCAAAUAUUAAACCUCACUAAGCCUAGUUGUCAACUAACGUUGUACUAUAGCCUAUGCAAUAAUUUCACACCUACAAGUAGCUAGUUGAAAUUAGAAUUACAAUUAUUAUCAAUAUAUAUUAAGAUAAAUUAAAAUGAAUAAAACUAAAAUGAAAGCAGAUUUCCAAGUUUGUUUUAAUCUAAAAACAUUUAUUAGUUUUGUUCUUUAAUGUAACAUUCAAAUGCUUCAACAACAUUUCGUCCCUACAAUAGGCUUUCUCUCCUUGAAAAUAAAAUAACGAAAUUUUAUGUUUUUCAAGAGUUAAUUGGGAAGCGCUGAAGAAUAAACCUAACUUUGAAAAAUGUAAUCAUAUCUUGUUGAACCAGAUAUAUACUAUUUUGCUUAAAAUUCAUACACCCCAAAAGGGGAAAUUCCAAUUCCAAUAUUGCCUUGAACAUCUUUAGACGUUACUGUGUAUAUCACAGUUUGUGUUUGUGUCUUUACAUACGUUGAAACAUCUUCCAUGAAAUCAGAUUGUCGAGUGUAUUUGAAUAAUCAUACCAAUUACCAUGUCCAUAAAUGAUGAUUAUGAUAUUGAUGAGGAUGAGGAUGAG
This is a messenger RNA of Strongylocentrotus purpuratus (purple sea urchin), 2299 nucleotides long. RefSeq lists its product as uncharacterized. The coding region runs from base 75 to 1016 and encodes 313 amino acids. The record is from RefSeq and is a predicted model, not a curated record. The transcript has 8 exons. NCBI's taxonomy places the organism in Eukaryota, Metazoa, Echinodermata, Echinoidea, Camarodonta, Strongylocentrotidae.